CUAACCAGACAAACUUGAAGAGGGACAUCAUGGAAGCCCCUAUUGUAUGCUUGGAUGAGGAGUUUGAAGAUCUCCGAUCUUAUCGGUUGGAUGAUCUUGACCAUCUGAGUUGCCCCUCUUACGCCACCACCACCACUUCUACAAUCCCUCUGGGCUCCAUCACUCGCGAGGACUUCUCAGAGCUGGAAAACUUUUCAGAAAUGAUAAGUUUCAAGUCAAUGGAGGACCUAGUCAACGAGUUUGAUGAGAAGCUCAACGUCUGCUUCCACAACUACAACACCAAGACUGAAGGCCUGGCACCCAUACGUAACCAGUGCCACAACAAGGAGGAUGAGGAGCGGCUGCAGGAUGAAGAUGUGUGGGACGCCCUGACUGACAACUACAUCUCCACGUGGGAAGGCCCAAACUUUCAGGGACGCAACGGCAACCUUUCUGACCAGGAGAUUCAUGAAAAAGAUGAGGAGGAGAUGAAUGAGAAGAAUGAGAAUGCCAACAGCCUGAAUGAGGAGCCUCUCAUCACGGCAGAUCAGGUAAUUGAGGAGAUAGUUGAGAUGAUGGAGAAUUCACCAGAUCCUGAUGAAACCGAAGAGGAAGAUGAAGAGGAGAGCAGUCAUUGCUCCUCCAGGACCAACCCCUCCCUGCUGGAGGAAAUCAGGCAGUUGUCACAGGCCUCCAACAAUAACUGUUCGUAUGAAGGCCUGAGUCUGAUGCCCAGCUCAGGGCUCAUUGAGCUGCUACACAGGGUGGAGGCUACCAUCUGUCAAUACUCUGAGGAGCUGGUCAACCAGUUGGCCCGUAGAGACGAAUUGGAAUUUGAGAAAGAAGUGAAGAACACAUUCAUUACAGCACUGAUGGAGGUUCAGAACCGGCAGAAAGAGCUGCGAGACAGCAGCAAACGCAGGCGCCGAGACAAAGCCCUGAGUCUGCAGGGAGCGGGGACAGCGUCCACAAAUGGAGGGAAUGCAGCCUCUACUGUGCGCACAGAGAAGACCGGCAUGCCUGUCAAGCGUUUUAGCAUGGAGGGCCUGUCCAACAUCCUGCAGACGAGCAUCAGACAGACAUUUGGAAGUACAGGGAAUGAGAAGCAG
Messenger RNA from Nematolebias whitei (Rio pearlfish), 1088 nucleotides. RefSeq names its product fasciculation and elongation protein zeta 1 (zygin I) (gene fez1). NCBI's taxonomy places the organism in Eukaryota, Metazoa, Chordata, Actinopteri, Cyprinodontiformes, Rivulidae. The record is from RefSeq and is a predicted model, not a curated record. Gene Ontology annotation, cellular component: cytoplasm; axon.